Molecule: messenger RNA, 1647 nt
Organism: Lolium perenne
Lineage: Eukaryota; Viridiplantae; Streptophyta; Magnoliopsida; Poales; Poaceae
Product: fasciclin-like arabinogalactan protein 4
Biological process (GO): mucilage biosynthetic process involved in seed coat development; multidimensional cell growth; abscisic acid-activated signaling pathway
Cellular component (GO): plasma membrane
Source: RefSeq, a predicted model, not a curated record
AUCGAAAACUCGUACCAAAGCACUCUGCAAAACACAAGAAAUUCACGAAAAGUUCCUCCUCGCUCAUCUUCUACCUCACACUGGCCCAGUUCCCCACUCCACUCUACUCCAGUGCAGGACGUCAGUAACCUGGAGAUGGGGAGAGCUUCCCCUCCCGCUCCAGGCCUCGCGCUCGGGGUGCUCGUCUUACUCGCCGCGCUGCCUUCCCCGGCGGCCGGGGUCAACGUGACGGCCGUGCUCGUGGCGUUCCCCAACUUCUCCGACUUCACGCGGCUGCUGGCGUCCAGCCCGGUGGCCGCCGAGCUGGCCGGGCGGUCGUCGCUGACGCUGCUGGCCGUGCCGAACGCCAACCUGCCGCGCUCGCCCUCCGCAUUCGCCGCGGCCUCCGGCGCCGACCUCGCCGACGUGCUGCGCUACCACGUCCUCCUCGAGUACCUCUCCCCGUCCGACCUCGCCCGCCUCCCCGCCUCGGGGAAGCUCGUCACCACGCUGUUCCAGACCACCGGCCGCGCGCCCUCCGACUUCGGCGCCGUCAACCUCACGGCCGUGGCAGCCGCGGGCAGCAACUCCACCACCGUCGUCGUCCGCUCACCGUCCCCGUCCCCGGGGCCGUCCAACGCCACCGUCCUCGGCGCCGUCACCUCGGAGCCCUACAACAUCAGCGUGCUGGCGGUGGGCGGCCUCAUCGUGCCCUCCGGCCUCGACAUCGCGGCCUCCGGCUCCGAGACGCGCCCGUCGCCCGCGGUCAACAUCACGCGCGUCCUCUUCGACGCGCGGGGCUUCAACGUGGCCGCGUCCAUGCUGGAGGCCUCGGGCGUGGCGGACGACCUCGAGGCCGACGAGCGCGGGGCCGGGGUCACCGUCUUCGUCCCCACCGACGACGCCUUCGCCGACCUCCCGGCCACCGACCGGCUCCAGUCCCUCCCCGCCGACCGCAAGGCCGUCGUGCUGCGCUUCCACGUGCUGCACUCCUACUACCCGCUCGGCUCCCUCCAGUCCAUCGUCAACCCCGUCCAGCCCACGCUCGCCACCGAGUCCGCCGAGGCCGGCCGCUUCACGCUCAACAUCACGCGCUUCAACGGCUCCGUCGCCAUCGACACCGGCGUCGUGCAGGCCACCAUCACCCGCACCGUCUUCGACCAGAACCCCGUCGCCGUCUUCGCCGUCUCCAAGGUUCUGCUGCCCAAGGAAAUGUUCGGCCGCCCUACUACCGAUACCGCCGCGGGGGCUGCUGCGGCGCCUCCGGCCACCAAGGCUCCGGACGUCUCUGGUGGCGUGGGGACGAGGCCGGCGAAGCUGUUCUCGCCGCCAGCCUUACACGGCGGCACCGACAUCAAGCCAUCGUCGGCAUCGGCAAGGGCAUCGGCAAAUUGGCGGUGUAUAGGAUUGCUCUACCUGUCACUAUUGCUCCUACCUCUGGUAUGAGAUCCAGCUUGCUCGCUCGCUCGCUCUCUUAAUUUUUCUUCUUCUUCUUCUUCUUUUACCAUUUCCCCUCUUUCUAGAUUGAAUGAAUGUGUGUGUACACCUGGAAUGGAAUGGGGAGAGAAUUCCGUAGAGUAGCAAUUGUUUCUGGUUUCUUCAUCACUUGAUUAUUAGGGAAAUAAUAAUACCAUGUGCAGAAAUCUAUGCAUUCCUUCUUCUGCAAAA